This is a messenger RNA of Scophthalmus maximus (turbot), 2634 nucleotides long. It is a transcript of the gene sgcb, whose product is annotated as sarcoglycan, beta (dystrophin-associated glycoprotein). The record is from RefSeq and is a predicted model, not a curated record. Bases 230 to 1165 code for a protein of 311 amino acids. The transcript has 6 exons. Gene Ontology annotation, cellular component: sarcoglycan complex; sarcolemma. Lineage: Eukaryota; Metazoa; Chordata; Actinopteri; Pleuronectiformes; Scophthalmidae. Gene Ontology annotation, biological process: muscle organ development.
GUGUCUUCUGUUUCUUUCCUAAACACGCGCUGCAGAAAUAAGGAAAGAUACCUAAUGUGUAUUUGACUCCUAACAUAACGGUUAUUUGAAUCUACUCAGAGGUCGUCCGGUCAGUGAUCCACAACACGCCCGCUGGUUGGUUCCCCUUCGACCGGAGAGACCAGUGGUCCGGUCCCUGUCGCUCCAGCAGAGAGAGAGAGAGAGAGAGAGAGAGAGAGGGAGGGUCAACAUGGCGUCCGAGCAGGAGAGUUCCAAUGGGCCAGUGAAGAAGUCCAUGCGAGAGAAGGCCAUAGAGAGACGUGGCAUCAACAAGGAACACAACAGUAACUUUAAAGCCGGAUAUGUCCCCAUCGAAGAGGAGCGUCUUCAUAAGACCGGGCUGAGAGGACGCAAGGGAAACAUGGCUGUCUGCAUCAUCGUCCUCCUCUUCCUCCUCGCCUUAAUCAACCUCAUUAUCACACUGGUAAUAUGGACAGUGAUCCGUAUUGGUCCGAAUGGCUGCGACAGUAUGGAGUUCCAUGAGACUGGCCUGCUGCGCUUCAAGCAGAAGGCGGACAUGGGCAUCGUUCACCCACUGCACAAGAGCACAAUAGGAGGCCGUAAGGACCAGGACCUGGUCAUCGUUGGCAACAAUAACCCGGUUGUGUUCCAGCAAGGCACCACUAAGCUGAGUGUGGAAAAGGACAAGACCUCCGUCGUCAGUGACGUCGGCAUAACCUUCACAGACCCUCGCUCACAGAACACAUUCUUCAGUACGGACUUUGAGAACCACGAGUUCCAUUUGCCCAAAGGAGUCAAAGUCCUCAGUGUUAAAAAGGCGUCCACAGAAAGGAUCACCAGUAGUGCAGCAUCUGACCUGAACAUCAAAGGGGACAGCAAGGCUAUCAUUCGUGGCAACGAGGGCGUCAACAUCAUGGGCCGGACAGUAGAGUUCAAAGUGGGCGGGGGCAUCGAGCUCAGAGCUGAAAACAGCAUCGUCCUCAAUGGGUCAGUCAUGUUCAACGCAACACGCAUCCCCAACUCGGCGGGAGAUGUGUAUUUCGACGAGGGCAUGGAGCGGUACAAGCUCUGCAUGUGUGCAGAUGGGACUCUGUUCCGUGUGCAGGUGAAGUAUGCCAACAUGGGCUGCCAGACGUCAGACAACCCGUGUAGAAAAGCUCACUAGGAGGCUGGACUGGAAUCUGAUGAAUCUCACCACGGACGUCAGACUACAACAUUUUGAAUAACAGGACAUUCUAUCGGAAAAAUCAACAUGACUGGCGCAUAACAAGACCUCUGUGGUUCACCUGCCAAAUUCUGUAUUCCUUAUUUUUGUUUGCAAAGCAGGAUAUGUUGUGUUACAGAUUGGCCAAAGAUUUUAACAUACAUCCUGAAGGAACUUUUUGGUAUUGUUCUGCAGAUUUGCCAACUUUAUUUAAGCUAUGUGAGCACUUAAGACUCCUAUGAAUAAUAUCAUAAUGUGGUUUACAUUGCCAAUCGGUAGCAGUUAGAAACUACGGUAUUUACCUUUUGCCUUACCGUCCAGUAUUAUAAAUAUACACAAAUUUGGCAUAUUAUUAGGUACAGCCAGCUAAAACGAAUGCAGUUUAAUACAUAUAAACAGUCCUGCAGUGAUUCUUACUUCAGUUUGUGUUACUACCUUAUAGGGAAGUAUUUCUGUCAUCUACCCUCAUUGACAUAAAUGGGGUGGACAAAAUAAAAGAAACACCCGUCCGUAUGACACAAUUCCUCAACAGCGCCACAAACUGCAGCCUCCAAAAGCGACUAUACAGUCAAAUAAACACCUCCCUAAAACGUAACAUUAUAACCAGGAGUCAGGAUUUAUGCAGGACUGUUGUAUUGAACUUUAUUAAUUUUAGUUAGGCGUGCAUAAUAAGGUACCAACUGGGGUUACAAACCCUGUGGAGGGGCUUUAUAUGAUUUUGUUUGCCCUUCAUUGUUCCUGGCAGCUGUAAGAUAUAUCUUUGUUAUUACUUUCACUGACGAGCUUCAGACAAUAUAAGAUGAUAUCGAGGUAUGCAAUAGAAGCUGGUGAAAUGCACAGAUUUGGGGAGAACUGUAACACAAGUGAUACAUUUUAAGCCAUCCAGUAAUGCUAAAGCGGAAUAGGGCCUCUUUCUGCACAUCUUAGACUGUCCCAUCAUGCACGUGCCAAUGGUUUUUACAAGGGAUGAUCUAUGAUAUAUAUAUAUAUAUAUGUGUGUGUGUGUGUGUGUGUGUUUAAUGUUCUAAAUUUGUUGCGGAAGCUUUUUACAGUGAGAAAAUACAAUAUUGAAAAAAACUGUUUUACAACAGAUGAUGUCUUUAAAUGUUCAUGAAUGUCAAUCAUCAGUACCUUGUUCGAGGCCUAUAUUGAGUGGUUUGAAUUGUGUGCAAUAUACUAUAAAUGAUUUUUAUUUUGCAUUGAAUUGUCUAGUCAGUAUUAAAACAGCACUGAUGUUUAGAACAUUUGUCAUUGAUGUCAUGAAGUAGUUGUUCUCAGAGCAUUGCAGACCUGAUGCCUGCUUGGAAAGAAUUGAGCGUUUUUGAACCACUGAAUGGAUAACAUGAAGAAGAAAAAAAUUGCAACCGGCCGUAUUUGGUCCAUUUCAUUGCUAUUUUUGUUUCAAUAAAGAAACAAGUUCCUAUGUGAAA